Geodia barretti is the source of this 1723-nucleotide messenger RNA. The record is from the annotation of a GenBank genome assembly. NCBI's taxonomy places the organism in Eukaryota, Metazoa, Porifera, Demospongiae, Tetractinellida, Geodiidae.
CGUGGAAUGAUUUACAACUGGUUGAGAGCUGUUGAGCUUAUGUGCCCCCUUCAAAUUGUGAGUGUCCCGUCAUUAAAGAACCAGGACGAGGAUGCCAUGGCAACGCUGCAGACCCCGCCCCCCGGCUGGAACAUGGAGGCCGACGAGGAACUAGCUCAGUUUCUCGUCACCAAUGGGGCGGAGUCGAGGUCAGGCGGAGUCAGCGGGCGGGGGAAGGGGCGGGAACACUUUGUCGAUAUAACCGUCUCAUCGGAGGAAUCCGAAGUCGACAACAUUUUGGACCCUGACCCCGAGGUGUACUGGGAAUCGGACGGUAGUGCAGGGCAACACUGGGUCCGGUUUACGCUCGUCCCCGGCACAAUCAUCGAGCGAUUCGCCCUCAUCGUCGAUUCGGAAGACGGGAGCUACUUACCUCGUCGAGUCGUCGUCAAGGCAGGGUCCUCCCCGAGCACCGUCACGAUGAUCCACGCCCACAGUUUUGGUCUCUCUGACUACGAGAAGAAAGAGCUGCAACUUUUCCCCGUCCCACUCCAAGAGUUCAAGGAAGUGGUCGAGGUCCACUUCAAGUCGUGCUACCAGGGAGGAAUCGACGUUCGAAUUCGAGGAGUUUCACUCACAUCAAAGACCGCAGAGAGCAUAUUUCUACCCUCUGAAACGGUCCCGCGAGACAUUUUCACGGAGGACAGGGUGUCCCGCUGCCCAAAAUUGCAGGGGUUUGAAGCAGGUCAGUUGUUUCACCGUGGACUGGUGCUAAGUAGAUUGGCAUACAUACUCGAUCAGGAUCUAACGUAUCUCCUACCGAGCUGGGAGGUGGGGUUGGAGGGGGCAAAGUCGGAGGUCACCGAGGCAGUUUCGGCAAUCCGACAGCUGUGGCCGAUGAGUCGACGACGUAAUGCUCUCAUAAGCGACAUGUUGAGCGCCACGGCGACGUCGGCUCCGAGCCGGCCGACUGUGUACAUCGAUCGGAUGUCAGCGAAAAGGCACCAGGAGAAUCCUUCAGAGGACAAGGAGGGAAAGAGAACCGUCUUCAUACAGCUUCAGAGAGAGCUUAAGAAACAUACAAAGGAAUCAAACUACAACUUUCGGUGGGCGGGACAGUGGAGUCAGUGGUGGGAGAGCAAGUUUGCUCAGGAGGGGAUGAUCGAUCAGGGAGGCGGUUUCCGAGAUGUCCUCUCAGAUGUAGCCGAGGAGCUCUGUCCGAGUUCACCCGACGCUCCCGUCCCUCUCCCCCUCUUCAUCCGCUCGCCAAACCAGAACCAGGACUCGUCAAACGCGUAUCGCGACAACUACAUCCCCAAUCCAAAGUGCGACGAUUUCUCACGCUACGUAUUCGCCGGGCAGUUGAUGGGUGCCAUGCUACGCAGUCAGGAACACCUUGUCCUCUCGCUCCCUCAGUUUCUCUGGAAGGAGCUGGUCGGCGAACCGGUGACUUGGUCGCGAGAUUUCGUGAGUGUCGAUUCAGCGGAGGUGAGGUUUAUUGAAUCCGUGGAGACUAUUAGUCGGGAGAGGUUCGACGACGCCUUCGCUGGAGCCCUCAGGUUUGUUUAGUUUACUACAGAGUUUACUGAUAGUUUGGUACUAGAGAAUACUGAGAAUACUCAGAAUUUACUGACAGUUUACUAGGUGUACAGAAUAGGAUACUGAGAAUUUACUGAGAGUUGACUAUGGAUAUGGACACUGAAUGUAUAUAGAAAACCUCUCUGUAAAGGAGGCCAGUAUCCUA